Molecule: messenger RNA, 2886 nt
Organism: Hemibagrus wyckioides
Lineage: Eukaryota; Metazoa; Chordata; Actinopteri; Siluriformes; Bagridae
Gene: snx4
Product: sorting nexin 4
Exons: 15
Coding region: 281-1498 (405 amino acids)
Biological process (GO): protein transport
Molecular function (GO): phosphatidylinositol binding
Source: RefSeq, a predicted model, not a curated record
ACAGUCAGGAUGAUGGCGGAUUCGGGAAGUGAGGAUAUAGCUGUGGUGGGAAACACCGACUUGACACCUUCAGCAUUAGAAAACAACAUUAAAAACACGUGAGCAAGCCUGAGGCAACAGUAACAAAGAAAAAACUCCCUGAGAUGAUAUGAGGAAGAAACCUUGAGAGGAACCAGGCUCAGAAGGGAACCUCAUCCUCGUUUGGGUGAUACUAGACAGUAAAUAAUGUAAAUUUAAAUAAUGUCCUUUCUACAAAAGCAACCAAGAGCGGAACUAUUAGAUGGUUGAAAAAGGGGCAAAUCUUUUGAAGAGGAUGGAGAUUAGUGUAACUGAAGCAGAGAAAAGAACAGGGAAGAAUUCUGUGAGCAUGCAGGAGACCUACACUGUAUACCUCAUUGAAACGAGGCCAGUGGAUGCUCCAUCUGAAGGAACCACUCCUGUCCCUGAAUCUCUGUGGAGGCGCUACAGCGAAUUUGAGCUUCUAAGAAACUAUUUGUUAGUCACCUAUCCAUUCCUAGUUGUCCCGCCUUUGCCUGAGAAACGGGCUGAAUUUGUGUGGCACAAACUGUCUGCAGACAACAUGGAUCCGGACUUUGUCGAACGGAGAAGAGUGGGGCUAGAGAACUUCCUGCUCCGGGUUGCCUCCCACCCCGUUCUGUCCACUGACAAGAUCUUCUACUCUUUCCUCACCGAGGAACAGUGUUGGAAGGAAACUGUAUUUGAGACUGGAUUUCAGGCAAAGGCAGAUUCGAGGUUGAAGGCUUUAAACGCUACAUUCAGGGUGAAGAAUCCUGACAAGAGGUUUGCAGAUAUGAAGCAUUAUGGAGAUGAGCUCCAGUCUGUCAUAUCACAGCUGCUGCGUGUGCGAGCGAGGGUGGCUGACCGUCUUUAUGGGGUAUACAAAGUGCAUGGAAAUUACGGCAGAGUCUUCAGUGAGUGGAGCGCUAUUGAGAAGGAGAUGGGGGAUGGACUGCAGAGUGCAGGACAUCACAUGGAUGCGUAUGCUGCUUCCGUAGAUGACAUACUGGAGGAGGAGGAGCACUAUGCUGACCAGCUGAAAGAAUACCUCUUCUACACCGAGGCUUUAAGGGCUGUGUGCAGGAAGCACGAGCUUUGUCAGUUUGAAUUGGAGAUGGCUGCCCAGGAUCUGGCCUCCAAGAAGCAACAGCGGGAGGAACUGGUUACUGGGACGAUACGGACCUUCUCUCUCAAAGGUAUGACCAGCAAGCUGUUUGGCCAGGAGACUCCCGAGCAGAGGGAGGCUAAGCUGAAAAUUCUGGAGACCCAGAUUGAAGAGGGUGAGGAGAUCGUGAAAGAGAGAAACACAGAGUGCGAAGAGUUUGUGAAGAACGCUUGGGUGGACAUUGAGAGGUUCAAAGAGCAGAAAGACCACGACCUCAGAGAAGCUCUCAUCAGUUAUGCCAUCAUGCAGAUCAGUAUGUGUAAAAAGGGAAUUCAAGUGUGGAAUAACGCUAAAGAGUGCUUCAGCAAGAUGUGAGCUGCGCUUCAAGCCAAGUUCCAGCACACAGCCAUGCAGCUGUACAAACUUCUCAGGGCUGAUAUCGGAUCAGUUUUUAUCUUUCACCUCCCAGUGAAUACAAGUGGAUGGACCAAACUGAUCCAAGAUCAGCACUUUUGCAGAGGUGCUCGGUUUGUAUGAGCCUAAGCAAUGAUCUUAGGCGUGUUGGAGGCACAGAAACUUUUGAAUUUUUGAUUCUUCUUCUUUAACACAUCAAUUAAACUACAUUUGCAUAUAUUUUGAAAGCUUUAAAACAAGGCAGAGAGGGGGAAAAGUAUUGUUCUAUUUAUUUAAAAUAAUGUUACUGCUCUAGAGUAUGCCAUUUUUCCAUACCGAGUACCGACUCAUUAGUUAUCCAAAAUCCUUGUGCAACGAAUCAUUUUUUUGUUCAGUAACAAGAUGGGUGUAAAUUUAUUUUAUGCACAUCCCAGAAAAUGGGGUUAUCAUAUCAUUUUUUAUUUCUGAUUACAAUACAGUUGUUCCUGCAGACAUUUUUGUUAACCCUUUUUUUGUAUUUUAUAUAUAUAUAUAUAUAUAUAUAUAUAUAUAUAUAUAUAUAUAUAUAUAUAUAUAUAUAUAUAUAUAUAUAAUAAAAUCUAAUAUUGAAAACUUUUGCCCUUGUAACAGUCAGUUGGCUCACUGCUGAAUAAAUGUAAAGUGCCAAGAUUGAGGAGCAUUCCAUUAUUCAGUGAUUCCUCGGUUCAUAUGGCCAUUAUAUUCAAACAUGCAAGCGUUUAAACCUAAAUUUUAUUACAUGUACCGAGGACAACAAGGGGUCAAAUUCCCCUUUGCAAGUAAAGCAAGCAAGUAAGCUUAUUGAUGAUUAUGUCUGUGCUUGCAUGGCCUCCAGCUGAAAUCUCGGCCCUGAUGUUUAUCCUAACGUAAUUUACGCUUAUCAUUUGCACUGUCUGCACGCUGCACUGUUCAACACAAACAUGUUUAUAACUGCUCACCCCCGCCCUCUUUAUGCUUCAAUUAAUAGGAAAUAUGUAUGCCUGCUGUUUAUUCCUUAUCCAAAACCUUAUGGUGCAUAUUUUUCUUAGUGGCAGCAGUUUCGCUGUGAAUGCCAGAUUUGUCAUUUGGGAUGAAGUGUGGGUCGGUCAGAGUUUUUUGCUAUAAAUCUGGCUGGAGGAACAGGAAGUUGAUGCAGGAAAAGGAGGAUAUAAUAAUUUCCUCAUUUAAAAGUUGUAUUUGUUUCUGAGCCUAGCCAGCUCCACCUCUUUAGACCCAUUUCAUUGUAAAAUAAUGUCGAAAUAAUAAUAAUAAUGUUUUCACUACAUAUAUGGGAAAUAAUUGUAGUAGAAAUUGUUGUUUAAAAAUUUGUGCAUACACUAAUAAACUUUUUCUAAUAUUUGGGAUUCUCCUUA